Rhinopithecus roxellana (golden snub-nosed monkey) is the source of this 3569-nucleotide messenger RNA. RefSeq names its product zinc finger protein 211 (gene ZNF211). Bases 1153 to 2979 code for a protein of 608 amino acids. Gene Ontology annotation, biological process: negative regulation of transcription by RNA polymerase II. The transcript is spliced from 6 exons. Gene Ontology annotation, molecular function: RNA polymerase II cis-regulatory region sequence-specific DNA binding; DNA-binding transcription repressor activity, RNA polymerase II-specific. Lineage: Eukaryota; Metazoa; Chordata; Mammalia; Primates; Cercopithecidae. The record is from RefSeq and is a predicted model, not a curated record.
AGCAAUUCUUCUGCCUCAGCCUCCCGAGUAGCUGGGACUACAGGCAUGCGCCACCACGCCCAGCUACCAGUGGAGAUCUGCUGGGGUGGGCUGCAUGGAAUCUGAAAUGAUGUCUAAGUACUGAAGUGAUCCUCUACACUAGAGACUGAUAUACAGCUGACAUCGACCCCCACGGAAUUGAAAAUCCUCGUAUUACUUUUGACUCCCCUAGACCUUAACUACUAAUAGCCGACUGUUGCCCGGAAGCCUUAUGUAGUUGCCCAGAAGCCUUAUGAAUUACAUAAACUCCCAAUCGAUUAACACAUUUUGUAUUAUAUAUGCAUAACACAUAUAUAUAUGAUUACACAUUUUGUUUGAUAUAUGCAUUAUGUAUAUUUUAGUGUAAGAACUAUACUAAUUCUAAAACAGACUAGAGAAAGGGUAUCAGGAAAAUUAUAAGAGGCUCAUUGACAUUUCACCCAAUAAAAAAAGGAAAAUAAAAUAAUACGGAAGGGAAAAUACAUUUACUAAUCAUUAAGUGGAAGUGUAUCAUCAUAAAGGUCUUCAUCCUUGUGUUCUUCACGCUGGGCAAGAGAAUGAGUCUUGUCUCUGCGGCAAGAGGUGGGGGAGCUAAAGGAGCACACUCGAAGUAACGUUUAUUGGGGGAAAAAAAAAAGCCUACGUGUAAAUGGACCCGCACAGCUGAAACCUGUGUUGUUCAAGUGUCAACCUACUUAAGACCUCAAACACCGAAGCCCCUCAGUCGCCCUGGAGGGCGGCAGACUCAGUUUCCUAGCGCUCCCAGCAGUCUGCACACAAGGUGCCGUCCGCCGUAGCCUUGGGGAGACUACAUUUCCCAGAAAGCUUUGCGUCGAGCGGCAGUACUUUGAUCCAAUGAAAAUCCAAGAUAGGGGCAUUUCCGUGUGGGCGUGCCUCUCAGGGCGGGACUUCUGGCGUCUUCGCAGCGGUCAUUUUGGGUGCCCUCCGGUCCGUUCUAGCCGUUAGCCUCCUUGGUGUGCCUCUUUGGAAUCGAAGUGACGGACCGUGAAGGCGCGAGAGUCGGGUCUGAGAGUCGGGGGCAGAGCCGCCUGCCAGGCCUGCCUGGGGAUAGUGGUGCUCGUGUUCCCCCCCAGUCGCCAGCAGCUCCCGGUCCAGCUCCGCCCACAGACUCGGAUGGCGACCGCACUGAGGAACCCGACUACGGUUCCCAUAGCUACAGAGGUACUUUUCAAGCUUGCACAGGGAAGUGUGACCUUUGAAGAUGUGGCCGUGUACUUCUCCUGGGAGGAAUGGGAUCUCCUUGAUGAGGCUCAGAAACGCCUGUACUUCGAUGUGAUGCUAGAGAACUUUGCACUUACGUCCUCCCUGGGACUUACAUCAUCCUGGUCUCAUGUAGUUGCUCAACUAGGACUAGGGAAAGUGUCCUCUGUUCUUCACAGGAUGUUCAUGACUCCAGCCUCAGCAAGAUGGGAUCAGAGAGGGCCUGGCCUACAUGAAUGGCACUUGGGAAAAGGCUUGUCAUCAGGUUGUUGGCAUGGAGUGGAACAUGAGGAAACACCUGAACAGAGAAUUUCUGUAGAAGGAGUGCCACAGUUCAGGACUUCCAAAGAAGGUUCAUCUUCCCAGAAUGCCUACUCCUGUGAAAUAUGUGGCCUGGUCUUGAGAGAUAUUUUGCACUUGGCUGAACACCAAGGAACAAACUGUGGGCAGAAACUACACACAUAUGGAAAACAAUUCUACAUCAAUGCAAAUCUUCAACAGCACCAGAGGCAGCACAUUAAAGAGGCACCUUUCACAAGUUAUGUGGACACAGCCUCAUUUACAAAGAGCUGCACAGUCCAUGUGUCGGAGAAGCCCUUCACCUGUAGGGAGAUCAGGAAAGACUUCCUGGCCAACAUGAGGUUUCUCCAUCAAGAGGCCACUCAAACAGGGGAGAAGCCAAAUAAUAGUAACAAGUGUGUGGUGGCCUUUUACAGUGGAAAAAGGCAUCGCAACUGGGGAAAAUGCAGUAAAGCCUUUAGCCACACAGACACACUUGUUCAGGACCAGAGAAUCCUCACUAGAGAAGGGCUUUUUGAGUGCAGCAAAUGUGGGAAAGCAUGUACGCGAAGAUGUAACCUCAUUCAGCACCAGAAAGUCCACAGUGAAGAAAGGCCUUAUGAGUGCAAUGAAUGUGGAAAAUUCUUUACCUACUACUCCAGUUUCAUUAUACAUCAGAGAGUUCAUACUGGAGAAAGGCCUUAUGUGUGCCCUGAAUGUGGGAAAUCCUUUAGUCAGAUCUACAGCCUCAAUAGCCAUAGGAAAGUUCACACUGGAGAAAGGCCUUAUGAAUGCAGCGAAUGUGGGAAAUCUUUUAGCCAAAGGUCCAACCUCAUGCAGCAUCGCAGAGUUCACACUGGAGAAAGGCCUUAUGAAUGCAGCGAAUGUGGGAAAUCUUUUAGCCAAAACUUCAGCCUCAUUUACCACCAGAGAGUUCACACUGGAGAAAGACCUCAUGAGUGCAAUGAAUGUGGAAAAUCCUUUAGCCGAAGCUCCAGCCUCAUUCACCACCGGAGACUUCACACUGGAGAAAGACCCUAUGAGUGCAGUAAAUGUGGGAAAUCAUUUAAGCAAAGCUCCAGCUUCAGUUCACACCGGAAAGUCCACACAGGGGAAAGGCCUUAUGUGUGUGGGGAAUGUGGGAAAUCCUUUAGCCAUAGCUCCAACCUUAAGAACCACCAGAGAGUUCACACUGGAGAAAGGCCUGUUGAGUGCAGUGAAUGUAGCAAAUCCUUUAGCUGUAAAUCUAACCUCAUUAAACACCUGAGAGUUCACACUGGAGAAAGGCCUUAUGAGUGCAGUGAAUGUGGGAAAUCCUUUAGCCAAAGUUCUAGCCUCAUUCAACACCGGAGAGUUCACACUGGAAAAAGGCCUUAUCAGUGCAGUGAAUGUGGGAAGUCCUUUGGCUGCAAAUCUGUCCUCAUUCAACAUCAGAGAGUUCACAUUGGAGAAAAGCCUUAACUGUACUGAGAAUAUGCAAUUUCCUUUUAGUGUAAUUAUACUGAAGGAGUACACCUGUGAGAGAGACCAGUCCCUGAACUGGAAGCCCCAUCUAAGGAUAUGCAGUAGGCAGAUUCCCCUUAAGUUCCAGGUAUGUGUUACACUUUCUAACCUGCCAUUUAGAAAGUGUUAGACUUUCUCACCUGCCAUAUAUGGCUCUUGCCAUUUAUGUCACUGACAGUUUCUAAGGCAGAAGCCGUAUCACGUCUACCGCCUGUGAGGUCCACAUAAUGUGCAUCAUUUACCUCCUGAACCUGCUGAAGGAAGCAGACCUCUGUUUCUCCCCAUUUGCUAGAAGAGAUCAUGAAUAGUCUGAGUCGUCCUCUCUGACAAGUUAGGGCAUGAACUUGACCCAGCUUUGUGCCAGAGAACCCAAUAUGAGUGUUGUUGGCAGCUUGCCAAGAAGGACUCUUUUUUUUUUUUUUCAAGACAUGUUGGUUUCAUGUGACACCUCCAUGGAUUUUUUCGAGCCUCUAAGUCACCAACUUUGGAACUGCUUGCCUCACAUUGCUUUGUUUUUUACAAUAAUAAAGGCAUUAUUAUUUAAGCUA